CCAUUUUGAUCACAGUACGCCUGCAAGCUCCACAUUGUCCAGUCGUCGCGUUGCAGCUCUGUCACUUCGACGUCUGUGUUAUUUGUAUUGACCGUAUAUAAACUAUUUUAAGUUAGCUCCGGGCUUUUAUGCAUGUCCCGACUCCGUCUGAAGUGGAUGGUCUAAUUUAUUUGUCGACAUUGGGGGAGUGAAGGUGAACAAUGACUCAGUUUUUGCCACCGAACCUUUUGGCCCUUUUUGCCCCGAGGGACCCUAUCCCUUUUCUGCCUCAGCUGGAGAAGCUGCCACAUGAAAAACACCACAACCAACCCUACUGUGGCAUCGCCCCGUUCAUCAGGCACUUCGAGGACCCCAGAGAUGCCCCUCCACCUACAAGGGCAGAGACCCGGGAAGAGAGGCUGGCGAGAAAGAGGCGAGAGAAAAUUGAAAGAAGACAAACAGUAGUGGAGACUGAACUGAAGCUUUGGGACCCCCAUAAUGACCCAAAUGCCCAAGGGGAUGCUUUCAAGACAUUGUUUGUUGCCAGAGUGAACUACGAUACUACAGAGUCCAAGCUUCGCCGUGAGUUUGAGGUUUACGGCCCCAUCAAACGGAUCUACAUUGUCUACAACAAGAAGACAGGGAAACCUCGUGGAUAUGCCUUCAUUGAGUAUGAGCACGAGCGUGACAUGCACUCUGCCUACAAGCAUGCAGAUGGGAAGAAGAUUGACGGAAGAAGAGUGCUGGUGGAUGUGGAACGAGGACGCACUGUCAAAGGAUGGCACCCUCGUAGACUAGGCGGAGGAUUAGGUGGGACUAGAAGAGGUGGUGCAGAUGUCAACAUCAAGCACUCAGGCAGAGAUGAUGCAUCUCGCUACGAUGAUCGCCCCCUGGGAGGAGAUCGGGAUCGUGGAGACCGCAGGGAGCGUAGUCGAGACCGUGACAAGGACAGAGAGCGUCGGAGGUCCCGGUCUCGUGAACGUCGCCGUCGUACCCGUUCCCGCGAGCGAGAAAGGGACAGACAAGCGGCAGGAGGAGGGGAGGACACCGGCAGUAACAGCCGACGACGAGAGCGAGACCGUGAUCGCGUGGCAACAGCUGGUGGAGACAGCAGGAGCAGGGAAAGGAGUAGGGACCGGGACAGGAAGAGGAGGAGUAGAAGUCGGGAUCGCAAACGAGACCGUGAGAGAGGAAAGGGGGUUGAGGGCGAGGAAGUCAGCCAAGGAGAUGGUGGCCCUGAAGCUGGGGAGCGCCUGCCAGAGGAAGCUGAAGGUGAAGCAGGUGAGGGUAUGGAGGAGCGCAGGGACAGGGAUAGGGAGAAGGAUCGGGACCGCAGACGCAGCCAUAGGGACAGAGACAGGCGUAGGGGAGACCGGGACAGAGAACGGGAUCACAAGAGGGAGCGGGGAGAGAGGGGUGAGCGUAGGGAUGACCGCCAUGGCUCCGUAAGAGAAGACAUGGGCCCCCAAGAUGAUGUGCCCAAUGAGGAAGGAGGCGAAGAAGCACCCAACAUGGAAGAGUACAGUCAGGAUGGCUUGAUGGACCAGCAGUCUGUGCCUGAUGGAUACUGCUCUGGUGAGAACGGCUACAAGAUGGAGGCAACAGGAGAUGAGUACUAAUUCAGAACCCACCCACAGACUCACUCAUAAAAGUUGUUUCUGUACUAUGGCUUUCUAACCUAAUGCUGUGACAAAGGUAUGUGGUCCAUAGCAAGCCUUCGUCCCAACAAGAAAAUAUUUCACUUGAUAAGUUUCACAGUGUGUAACUUGAUUUGUGCCACUCAAGUCUAUUUCAACUAUUCAAGCUCUUCAUUUUGCCUCUUGAUUGAAGAUGUUUAAACCCUAAAUCACACGUUGUCAUCUUUGUUUUCAGGUUUAUGCUGUUAGAUUCCAAGUCCAAUUGGUUACAGACACAGUGAAAUGUAUGAAAAUUGAAGGAAUUUCACAAUGGUUCUGUUGAAUAAAGCUUUUUUUUUAAACUUUA
Messenger RNA from Dunckerocampus dactyliophorus (ringed pipefish), 1962 nucleotides. It is a transcript of the gene snrnp70, whose product is annotated as small nuclear ribonucleoprotein 70 (U1). Gene Ontology annotation, molecular function: U1 snRNA binding; mRNA binding. Gene Ontology annotation, biological process: mRNA splicing, via spliceosome. The coding region runs from base 201 to 1598 and encodes 465 amino acids. The transcript is spliced from 10 exons. Lineage: Eukaryota; Metazoa; Chordata; Actinopteri; Syngnathiformes; Syngnathidae. Gene Ontology annotation, cellular component: precatalytic spliceosome; U2-type prespliceosome; U1 snRNP. The record is from RefSeq and is a predicted model, not a curated record.